Molecule: messenger RNA, 4797 nt
Organism: Anolis sagrei ordinatus
Lineage: Eukaryota; Metazoa; Chordata; Lepidosauria; Squamata; Anolidae
Product: zinc finger protein 585A-like
Biological process (GO): regulation of transcription by RNA polymerase II
Cellular component (GO): nucleus
Molecular function (GO): RNA polymerase II cis-regulatory region sequence-specific DNA binding; DNA-binding transcription activator activity, RNA polymerase II-specific
Source: RefSeq, a predicted model, not a curated record
GGAAGUGAGAAGGAGGGAGGUGUCCAGUCCUCCAGGGCAGAGGGGCCUCUUCUUCCUUCAGACUCCUUCAUCCUCCUCCUCCUCCUCCUUGGGCUGCCUUCCUCUCCUUCUGGGUUUUGGAGCAGAGCCUGUUCAUGACUGUGGGAUAGAACAGAACAGAAGUUUUCCUUGAGUCCCGUUGGCUGCUUCAUUGGACAGUGUUUCCAAAAUGUUCAAGCUGGAGACCGCUUGGCUGGAAGCAGAAGGAGAAUGUGACAGCAUUUGUGCUGAGAGCAGUGGGGAAUUCUGGGAAACAACUACGCAGGCGUUCCUGAAUGCGCACAUAGAGCGCCAGCGCUUCAGGCAUUCCUCCUUCCGAGAGGGCGAGGGACCCAGAGAGGUUUGCAGCCGCCUCCACUCUCUCUGCCGCCAGUGGCUGAAGCCAGAGCAACACACCAAGGCGGAGAUGCUGGACCUGGUGAUCCUGGAGCAGUUCCUGAGCAUCCUGCCCCCAGAGAUGGGGAGCUGGGUCCGAGAGUGUGGGGCAGAGACCUCUUCCCAGGCGGUGGCCCUGGCGGAAGGCUUCCUCCUGAGUCGGGCAGAGGACGAGAAGCAGGAAGGACAGUCAAAAGAUCUCUGUGUGGAAGUUCAGUCUGUUCUCCGUGCAUCAGAGGACUCAGUGUCAAUCUGCACUCAGAUUCCCGAGUGGAAGGAGAUAAAGCAAGAGGGAGAUGAAAGUGCUGCCUUCCUGGGGCCUGGAAUGGUGCCACAGACAAGUCUUCAUUCCUCUCUUCCUCUUUGCAAUGAAGCAGAAACAAUUGAGGGUCCAGUGACCCUUCAGGACGUGGCCAUCCAUUUCUCCAUGGAGGAGUGGGCUCUUCUGGACCCUGAUCAGAGAGCCCUGCACUCACAGAUCAUGGAGGAGACGCGUGGGAUCAUGGCCUCUCUUGAUAACUGGAGGAAGAGAGAUGUGUUUUCCAAAUGUGCUUUCAAAUGCAACAUAUGUGGGAAAGGUUUCGCCCAAAAUAUAGCAGCUAUUUUCCAUAAGAGACUGUGUGGUGGGAAAAAACACAUUCAGUGUAGAGAAAACAGUUUUGAUUAUAAUUUGCACCAUCUCAGCAAUCACACAUUCCAAAAAGGAAAGAAAACACACAAAUGCCAGAAAUGUGGGAAAUUCUUUUCUAGCAGGUCAGUAUUACUGGUUCAUCAGAGAUUCCAUACUGGAGAGAAGCCAUACAAAUGCCUGGAGUGUGGGAAAUGUUUUGCUUCCAGUUCAGACUUACUGAGGCACAAAAGACUCCACACAGGAGAGAAGCCAUACCAAUGCCUGGAGUGUGGGAAAUCUUUUGCUUCCAGUUCCAACUUUGUGAGGCAUCAGAGAGUCCACACAGGAGAGAAACCCUUUCAAUGCCCGGAAUGUGAGAAAUGUUUUUUUCACCAUCAACAACUAGUAAUGCACCAGUUGUUCCACACUGGAGAGAGGCCGUACGAAUGCCAGGAGUGUGGGAAAUGUUUUCCCCGGAAUGCAAACCUUGUGAGACACCGCAGAAUUCACAGAAGAGGGAAACCUUACAGAUGCCAAGAGUGUGGGAAAUGUUUUUCCCGGAAUACUAACCUUGCGAGACACCGAAGAAUCCACACAGGAGAGAAACUUUAUAAAUGCCAGGAAUGUGAAGAAUGUUUUGUUCACCGUCAGCAACUAGUAAGACACCAGUUACUCCAUUCAGAAGUCAAAGCAUACAUCUGCAACGAAUGUGGAAAAUCUUUUGCUCAGAAUGAAUACCUUGUGAUUCACCAGAGAGUCCACAUGGGAGAGAAACCCUUUCAAUGCCCAGAAUGUGGGAAAGGUUUCUUUCAUCAUCAACAACUAGUAAGGCACCAGGUAUUCCACACGGGAGAGAGACCCUACAAAUGCCAGGAGUGUGGGAAAUGUUUUGCUCGGAGUGAUCAGCGAACGAGGCACCAGAGAAUCCACACUGCACAGAAACCAUACAAAUGCCAAAACUGUGUGAAGUGUUUUUCUCAGAUGAGAAGUCUUUUGAGACACCAAAGACUCCAUAUGGAAGGAAAAACAUACACAUGUCAGGAAUGCGGAACCUGUUUUGCAAACCGCUCAUCCCUUGUGGACCACAAGAGACUUCACGCAGGAGAGAAACCAUACAAAUGCCCGGAGUGUGGGAAAUGUUUUGCCCGGAAUGCAAACCUUGUGAGACACCAAACAAUCCACACAGGAGAUAAACUGUAUAAAUGCCUGGAAUGUGGGGAAUGUUUUCUCCACCGUCAACAACUAGUAAGACACCAGUUGCUUCAUUCAGAAGUCAAAACAUACAUCUGCAGUGCAUGUGGAAAAUGUUUUGCCACCAAAUCAAGCCUUGAAGUCCACCAAAGAGCCCACAGAGGAGAGAAACCAUACAAGUGCCAGGAGUGUGGGAAAUGUUUUGGUAUUAUGUCAGUGCUUGUGAAGCACCAGAGAAUCCACACUGGGGAGAAACCAUAUAAAUGCCAGGAGUGUGGGAAGUGUUUUUCUCAGAUGACAAAUCUUUUGAGGCAUCAGAGACUCCACACGGAGGAAAAAACAUACACAUGUCGGGAAUGCGGAAGCUGUUUUCCAAACCGUUCAUCCCUUAUGGACCACAAGAGACUUCACGCAGGAGAGAAGCUCUACAAAUGCCAAGAGUGUGGCAAAUGUUUCGCCCAGAAUGCAAACCUUGUGAGACACCAAAGAAUCCACACAGGGGAGAAACUGUAUAAGUGCCAAGAAUGUGAAGAGUGUUUUGUUCACCAACAACAACUAAUAAGACACCAGUUGUCCCAUACAGGAGAUAAAGCAUACCAAUGCGAGGAGUGUGGGAAAUGUUUUGCUCUGAAUGCAUACCUUGUGGCCCAUCAGAGAGUCCACACAGGAGAGAAACCCUACAAAUGCCAAGACUGUGGGAGAUGUUUUGCUCAGACAUCAUGCCUUCUGAGGCACCAGAGACACCACACAGGAGAGAAACCAUACAGCUGCGAUGAAUGUGGGAAAUGUUUUGCUCACAGUUCAUCCCUUGUGAGCCACAAGAGACUUCACGCAGGAGAGAAACCUUACACAUGUCAGGAGUGUGGGAAAAGUUUUACUCGGAAUGUAGACCUUGUGGGCCACAAGAGAAUCCACACAGGAGAGAAAGUGUAUAAAUGCCAGGAAUGCGAGGAAUCUUUUGUUCACCAUCAACAACUAGUAAGGCACCAGUUAUCCCAUACAGGAGAAAAAGCAUACCAAUGCCAGGAGUGUGGGAAAUGUUUCGCUCGGAAUGCAUACCUUGUGACCCACCAGAGGGUCCACACAGGAGAGAAACCAUACAACUGCAAUGAUUGUGGGAAAUGUUUUGCUCACAGUUCAUCCCUUGUGAGCCACAAGACACUUCACACAAGAGAGGAACCAUACAAAUGCGAGUAGAAUGGAAAAUGUUUUCCUGAGAAUGCACACCUUGUGACUCAUCAGAGACUCAAUAUAAGAUAAUAUAAGAAGAUACAAGAAGUCACAACUAUCAGAUUUAAAACUGAUAAUAUUACUUCUCUUUUUGCUCUAGAAGCUUUUUGUUGUUGUUCAUUAGUUCAGUUGAUUCCGACUCUUUGUGACCUCCUGGACCAGCCCACGCCAGAGCUUCCUGUUGGCCGUCACCACCCCCAGCUCCUUCAAGGUCAAGCCAGUCACUUCAAGGAUACCAUCCAUCCAUCUUGCCCUUGGUCGGCCCCUCUUCCUUUUUCCUUCCUUUUUCCCCAGUAGAGGUUUUAAUGACCUUUUAAUAUGUUAAGUAAUGAAAAUAAAUGUAAUGGAUGCAAUACUCAUAACUAUAAUUGAUAACAUUAUAAUGUAAUACAAUAAACUAAUAAUACAAUAGAACAAUUAUAUAUUUUAUAUUACAUGUAAUAUUGCUAAGAAUUUUCCAGUGUAGUGGUAUAGUACAAUAUAGUAAUAUAUAAUACUAAUAUUUAUUUAUCUAUUUAUUUACAGUAUUUAUAUUCCACCCUUUUCACCCCGCAGGGGACUCAGGGUGGAUUGCAAUGCACAUAUACAUGGCAAACAUUCAAUGCCAGUUAAACAUACAACAUAUGUAGACAGACACAGAGGCAAUUUAACAUUCCAGCUUUCUGGCUUCAUGAGGGUAUGCUUGAUUUCGGCUCAAUUCCGGCCACAGGGGGAGCAGCUGCUUCACCGUCCAUUUGUAACACGAGUCCUUUGAUGGAGUACUUCCUCGUUCUUCUGCAUACUGCUGGAAGGGGGUUCUUUGGUGUCAUAAAUUCGUUAAAUUAGCCUCCCUGCAUAAGCGGUACCUAAAUUUCCUACUUGAUAGAUUCAACUGUCUUUUGGGUUGCAAAGGUCAACAGCAAGCUAGACUAAUGGCUGGAAGCUCACUCUGACCCCCGCUGACUUCGAACUCAUGACUUCUUGGUCAGUAGUGAUUUAAUGCAGCCGGCUACUAAUUAGCUGCGCCACAGCCCGGUAUAUAGAUUAUAUAGGCCAUUAUUGUUGUUGCUGUUGUUGUUAUUAUUAUCAUCAUCAUAGAAUCAAAGAGUUGGAAGAGACUUCAUGGGCCAUCCAGUCCAACCCCCUGCCAAGAAGCAGGAAUAUUACAUUCAAAUCACCCUUGACAGAUGGCCAUCCAGCCUCUGUUUAGAAGCUUCCAAAGAAGGAGCCUCCACCACACUCCGGGGCAGAGAUUUCCACUGCUGAAGGGCUUUUUAUUAUAAUUUUUUACACCAUUAUUAUUUCACAGACAAUGGAACCACAAAAAUUGUGUAUACCCACAAGCAUUAUGAAAUUACAUAUAUUAGAAACUA